Pungitius pungitius (ninespine stickleback) is the source of this 1423-nucleotide messenger RNA. RefSeq names its product neoverrucotoxin subunit alpha-like. NCBI's taxonomy places the organism in Eukaryota, Metazoa, Chordata, Actinopteri, Perciformes, Gasterosteidae. The transcript has 4 exons. Bases 268 to 1242 code for a protein of 324 amino acids. The record is from RefSeq and is a predicted model, not a curated record. Gene Ontology annotation, molecular function: protein binding. Gene Ontology annotation, biological process: intracellular signal transduction.
UGACUUUCAUAAGAUUCUUUCUGCUUACAUGUGCUUACAAAAAUAAUAAUAUAAUGUUACAAAUUGAAAUAUUGGAGAUUAAUGAUUGAUGAGAUAUUAGUUAUGUUAUCAGAUUGUUAAUGGACAUUAGUGGGUGUUUGGUUGUGACUGGAAACCAGUCUAUGUGACCCCUCAGUACCUCAGUACUGCAGUGACCUUCCAGCCCUCACAGCUCCCUCAGAUCAUGUGACAUGUGUUUUUUUGUGUGUUUGCAGGCUGUCAAGCUGUAUGAUCACAGAGGAAGGCUGUGCUUCUCUACCCUCAGCUCUGAGCUCCACCCCCUCCCAUCUGAGAGAGCUGGACCUGAGUAACAACGACCUGCGGGAUUCAGGAGUGAAGCUGCUGUCUGAGGGACUGAAGAAUCCACACUGUGACCUGGAGACCCUGAAGCUGUCAGGUUGUCUGAUCACAGAGGAAGGAUGUGCUUCUCUGGCCUCAGCUCUGAGCUCCAACCCGUCCCAUCUGAGAGAGCUGGACUUGAGCUACAACCAUCCAGGAGACUCAGGAGUGAAGCUGCUGUCUGCUGGAUUUAAGGAUCCACAGUGGAGACUGGAGACUCUCAGGGUGGAGCCUGCUGGAGUCCGAUGGAUGACACCAGGUCUGAGGAAGUAUUCCUGUGAACUCACAAUCGACACAAACACAGUAAACAGACGAUUCAAACUGUCUGACAACAACAGGAAGGUGACACGCGUGGAGGAGAAGGAUAAGUCAUAUCCUCGUCAUCCAGACAGAUUCGACUUCUAUCAUCAGCUGCUGUGUAGAACUGGUCUGACUGGUCGCUGUUACUGGGAGGUCGAGUGGAGCGGAAGAGUUGAUGUAUCAGUGAGUUACAGAGGAAUCAGGAGGAAAGGACGCAGUAGAGACUGUGUGUUUGGAAACAAUGAUCAGUCCUGGAGUCUGAUGUGCUCUGAUGAAGGUUACUCUGUCCGUCACAACGAGACAGUAACACGCAUCACCUCCUCCUCCUCCUCCUCCUCUGGUAGAGUAGCAGUGUAUGUGGACUGUCCUGCUGGAUCUCUGUCCUUCUACAGAGUCUCCUCUGACUCACUGAUCCACCUCCACACCUUCAGCACCACAUUCACUGAACCUCUUCAUCCUGGGUUCUGGUUUGGGUCCAGGUCUGUUUCCUCAGCGUCUCUGUGUUCUCUUCAGGACGGAGAGUCUCCUCCUGGUGGAGAACCUUCCUCUCUGCUCACCACAUAGUUCAGUGUGUACAGCUGAUGGUGGUUCAUGUGGAUGACUUUAGGUUAAAAGGAAUCUAAUUGUAUGUUUCUAAUGUUAAUAAAUUACUUUUAUUGGAAUUAACUGUACAUUUUUAAACAUGUCUCAUAUAAACAUGCUUUCAACAUGCUGUAUUAUUUCUUUUUGACAUGAAAUACUUUGA